AUGUCUGAACUGGAGGAAGAAAUUGAUGCUCUGGUUGCUGCUGAUGCAACAGAAGAAGGUGAAGAACUUGAUGACACUAUCAAGAUCCCAGUUGUCUCAGAAGAGCUACCAGAGUCAGACCAAACGGAAGACAAUGAUUCUGAACAAAAAUUACCUGGUGAUGGCCGUGAACCGCAUGCUAAGGAGCAGAGUGACCAGGGCUCUUCAGGCGAAGAAGAAGUAGGCUUGGAAGAGGUUACACCAUCUGAACAAGUUUCAGAUCCCAAGCUAGCUGGAUUUGAUCCAGCCAAACGGUAUUCCAGUGAUUAUUAUCAGACAUUCAUGGAGAAAAUAAGGUCUGUCAGAGAAUCUGUGAGAUCAUCAGUGAUAGAUUCUACAGCAACAGUAAAAGUUGUACUUCUUCCUGUGAGCCAGGAAAUUAUAAUUUCUUUUAAAAUUGAAAACUUUUUAAAACAACUCAAGGAUCAUUUUUCAUACUUAUUGAAUGUGCCAUCGGAUGUACUGCAGUUAAGGUGUGCAGGAAAGAUUCUUAAAAAUAAUGAGACUCUACUACAAUAUGGAGUUAAGCCACAGGACACUGUACAAGUGGAUAUCUAUUCCACUCUUCCAGACCUAUAUCCAAUCAAAAGAAUAAAAAGAUUACAUGACCCCGAAACCAUAGUUGUCAGAAUACAAACUGGCAUUAAUCAGUACCAGUGUAUAGCUGUUGAAAUUAUAAAAUCUGACUUUCACAAACCAUUUCUUGGUGGAUUCAGACAUAAACUAACUGGAAUAGAAUAUCACAAUGCUGGAACCCAAACUGUACCUAAAAGGAUUCCUGGAAAAGGCAAUUUAUUUUGUAGGGAUACCCAGACAGUUUUUCAGAGAAAAAAGCUCCAACAAACUACAAAUACAACAUCCACACAGAUGACUAAAAUUGGUGUAUAUGUUUCAAAUAUGACUGAUAAACUGCUAAAACCAGGAAAAUAUUUUACAGCAAGAGAAUAUCAUGCUCGAAGAUUAAAUGCGGUAAUAGUGUUACAGACUUACUAUAGAAAAUGGCAUGCUAAAGUCUUUGUAGAUAAUCUAAGAAGACAAAAAAUGUUAAAGUUGAAGUGGCAAGAAGAAGAAGAACUAAGAAAGAUAAGAGAAAAAGAAGAAUGGUUGAAAAUGGACUAUCAGCGGAGGCAUAAUCCUAAAACAAAAGAAGAUUUUGAACUUCUUUAUAAUGCACUAGAACUCUGGCGACAAGAAGAACUGGAAUACAUUAACCAGGUUCUCUGUGGCGCUGACAGGAAAGCUGCUUUGUGCGAACUUCUGGAAAAAGAGACCCAAAUCAUUGCUUCCAUUGGGAGGCACAGACACAUCGCUUUCAUGGCAAACCAGGACGCCAUCAUACAGGCUUUUUUGAAUAAGUGUUCAGCUCCGAAAACAUGGAGAAGAGUCGAUGGCAAAAUAAUUGAGAUGGAUACACAGUUCACCAUCAGAGCCAGAGAGCUUCAAAACAUCUAUAAGUGCAUUAUGCUGAAAAAUCUCUCGCAAGAUGAGAGACUGGACGUACUCUUAACACUUAAACAUACUGUGAAGGAACAUGAAUGUAAAUUGACUCAGGAAAUUCUAGAAUUGAUUGACAGAGAGGUUGACCUUAUGAUGAGAGGAGUCAAAGAUGAUAACCUUGAAGGGCUCAGAAAGAGAAUUGUGACAUUGUUUUUUCAUUACAUCAAAACACCUUUGUUUAAUGCAGAAGUUGCAAGACACCUUAAGGUCCCUCAAGAUCCACUGAAAUAUUAUAAGAAGAUUUACUUUUGCCACAGUUGCCAGCUCUACUUACCGUCGACAGAGUUUGCUAUAUCAUCCACCGCACACCGUGUAUAUCGGUGUCGUAACUGUAUUAGCCUUGAUAAUGAGACUCGACAACGGGAAUCAUUUUUGAAGUACAAAUAUUUACUUAAGCGGCUCUACUAUUCAGAAGUUAAUUAUGAAGAUGAUUCUACAAUUGCUUUCCUGAUACAGCUGCAAGAUAUUCAGUACCUAGUAGAGAACAUCUGGGUGUCCCAGUCAGCACUCAGUGCCUGUAAUGACCUCAACGACCUGGUCCUGGUCAGGUGGGACAAGGCCGUGGAGUGGUCCCCUUGGAACUGCAUUCUCCUCACCAAAGAUGAAGCUAUUGCUCACCUCAAGCUAGCAAGUAUUGAAGAGGGAUAUGAACAAUUGUUCAUUCACAAGAUCAAACACAAACAUAUCCUGGCUAAGAACUACUUUGCACAGAUUCCAGUCCUGGCUUCUUUUUUACUUGAUGAUAAGGAAGUAGCUGGAAUCAGAGAGAGAUAUCAUGAAGACACAUCACCUAAGAUUAUAGAGCCCCAGGCGCCUGCCAGUCCUUAG
Molecule: messenger RNA, 2364 nt
Organism: Pipistrellus nathusii (Nathusius's pipistrelle)
Lineage: Eukaryota; Metazoa; Chordata; Mammalia; Chiroptera; Vespertilionidae
Source: the annotation of a GenBank genome assembly